UCAUUUGAACUUCGGUAAGCUUGGGCUUCAAGUUUUGCGUUCCACGCUCAGUUCGUCAGAAGAGCGCUCAGUCCGCAGGGUGCACAGAGAACGCGGGGAUAGCAAACUUAAACAGAGACACCAGUGGAACUACAAAAAAGUAAAAUACAUACAUUAUGUAUGAGUCACCACCUGUUGAUUGAGGAUAAAAAAGCUCAUUCAAAUACAAGAUAAUGAGGAAUUGCGACCGCUGAACAAGGAGAAACCAGAAAGAGGCUCACCUUGGAAUCUUCGGCACUUUCUAUGUGAUUUCAAUGUUUACGCGUUGAGCGGCUUGGAUCGGACUUGGCUUCGCUGCGAGCGUCAGUGGAUGCGCUAUGGAAGGCGGAAACGAUGUAGAUCUGUCCAAUAACAACAUCACUCCACGGUGGAAGAAAAGGCCAGUUAAUGGAGCUGUCUCAAGCAGGCCCAAUCCCAGGCCCCUCAGCGGUCAGACAGCGGGUGUUUUAACGGAGGACAAAAGCGCCUUCACCUUGAGCCAGCCCGCCGAGAAGAUCGUGGCCUCGCCCGGCGGCACGGCCGUUUUGAAGCAUGUCCUCAACAAGCCCUCCCGCAAGGCGAGGGUGGUGAGGAGCAUCAGCAUCGGGCAUCUGUCCAGCGGCCGCUUUACCCUGUCCAAGCUCAAGUCGGAGGGCGACAAGCCGAGCACGGACAACCGGGCGCACCACGAUGUGGACGGGGCCCAAACGGGGAACGGGGUGGCGCACAGGCAGGACAGGUGCCCACCCUGCGACCGGCACAGGGAUGUGCAGAAGCGGUUGUCCAGCCCCAUGACCCUGACCUCUCAGACAGAUCAGAUUGUCUUCGGCUCCAGUCCUUCGGACACGCCUCUUUGGAAAACGAGCUCUCCCACUAACAGCUACGGCCACCUGCCCCCCCCAAACCAGCCGCCUGAGGCCCGAAGCCAUUCCCCUUCAUCCCGCACACCCAUCCCAUCCCCCUCGCCCCGCACACCCUCCUGCCAGCCCUCGCCCGCAUCUCUUCCCACCCCCUUCCCCUCGCACACCCUCCCACCCCACCCCACCUCACACCCACCCAUCCCCUCACCUUGCACCCCCUCCACCCCUCUCGCCCCAUACACCCAAUCACCCCCUCUCGCCCCACAACCCUCUCACCCCCUCACCCCACGCUCCCUCCCACCCCCCUCGCCCCACCCCUGCCCCACCCAUCCCAUACCCACUCGCCCACACCCUCCACCCCACCCCACCCGCACCCCCUCUGACUCCCCUACACACCCUGCCCCACCCCUGGAGGACAGAGACGUGGUGCUCCUUCGUCAGACUUCAGGACCGUCCCAGGGCCCUGACAGUAAGCCCCAGCCCACGUUCGUCCUGAGCACCCACAGUCCGGUGGCCCAGAAGAUGGGCACCCAGCAGCUCAUACCCUGGGGCCUGGCCUCUGACGUGCGGCUCUGCAAGACUGCCCAGGGUAACCAUGGGAACCACGGUAACGUGGGCCAGCUGGAGCCCAGCAAGCGGGCGCUGCGGGCCAUCAGCAUGGUGGAGACGGGCUCCUACUUCUCCACGGGAUGGGGCGAUGCUGAGGUGGACCCCAACGGGGACGGUGAUGGCGACAGCCCCGGGAUGCUGAGGAGGGGCCUCCGAUCCACAUCCUAUCGCCGGGCCGUGGUCAGCGGGGUGGACAUGGAGGUCCCCAAAACUGACCCCAAAGCGCAUCGCCUGUCCCAGCCAGUGCUCAGGGGGCUGCCUGUGGACAAGGAGAAACCCUCCAGCCCAGGGAAGGGAAAGAGUAACGAGAAGAAGAAAGGACUACAGCCUCAGAGAACAUUCGAUAACGAAGAGGACGAGGUUCUGUACCAGAACUAUAAGGAGAAGGCCCUGCACAAUGACUCCGAUGAGGACGCCGAGGCUAGGGAGCCCAAGCCUGAUGAUCGCAUCGUGGUUCAGUACAGACCCAUACGGACCUCCUGGAGCCAGCUCAGUGUGGUUAAAAAGAGUGGAAUUUCCCAGAACUUAACCCCAGAGGAGCGCAAAAGACAAGAGGCGAUCUUCGAGGUCAUUUCCUCCGAGCACUCCUACCUGCACAGCCUGGAGAUCCUGGUGCGCAUGUUCAAGAACUCCACAGAGCUGAGCGAUACCAUGACCAAAACCGAGAGCCACCACCUCUUCUCCAACAUUGUAGAUGUGUGCGAGGCCAGCAAAAAGUUCUUUAGUGACCUGGAGGACAGGCACCAGCAGAACUUCCUCAUCGAUGACAUCAGCGACAUUGUGAUCAAGCACGCCCACUCGAACUUUGACCCCUACGUGACCUACUGCUCCAAUGAGGUGUACCAGCAGCGGACACUGCAGAGGCUUGUCACCAAAAACCCGUCCUUCAAAGAGGUUCUGACCCGGAUCGAGAGCCACCAGGACUGCCGUAACCUGCCCAUGAUCUCCUUCCUGAUCCUGCCCAUGCAGAGGGUGACCCGCCUCCCGCUGCUGAUGGAUACCAUCUGUCAGAAGACCCCCAAAGACUCUGCCCACUAUGAUGUCUGCAAGAAGGCCCUUCAGUCUGUGAGCAAGGUGGUUCGUCAGUGUAAUGAAGGAGCCCGCAGAAUGGAGAGGACGGAGAUGAUGUACACCAUCAACUCUCAGCUGGAGUUCAAAAUCAAGCCCUUCCCCCUGGUCUCCUCGUCCCGGUGGAUGGUGAAAAGAGGCGAGCUGACCGCAUUUGUGGAGGAGAAUGGCAUCUUCCUGAAGCGCACCUCACGACAGCAGGUCUACUUCUUCCUCUUCAAUGAUGUCCUCAUCAUCACCAGGAAGAAGAGUGAGGACAGCUACGCCGUGAUGGACUACGCCCUGCGGGACCAGAUCGCGGUGGGGCCGUGCCAGGCAGAGGACCUGAACCUCUCCCCGGUCAGGACCACGGCCGGAAUGCUGACCUCGCGGCAGAGCGUGCCCAGCCACCUGUUCCGCCUCGUGUUCCGCAGCGUCCACUCCGGAGAGAAGGUGCCCAUGGUCCUGGGGGCGGAGCUAAUGAACGAGCGAGCGCGCUGGAUCAGCGCCCUGGGCCAGAGCGGCAGCAACAGGAAGGACGCCGACAGGACCAACGUGAUGCAGGUGGAGAUUAUAAGGACGUACACAGCCAGGCAGCCAGACGAGCUGAGCCUUCAGGUGGCAGAUGUGGUGCUGGUGUCACAGGCCGUAGAGGAUGGCUGGUAUGAGGGUGACCGUCUGCGGGACGGGGAGAGGGGGUGGUUCUUAGCCGAGUGUGCCCAGAAGAUAACCUGCCAGGCCACCAUCGAGAAGAACAUGCAGAGAAUGGACCGCCUCCAAGGGCUGGAAACCAAUGUGUGAGCAGGACCCACCCACCCAAAGACCACUAAAGACCACACCCACCCACCCAAAGACCACACCCACCCACCCACCCAAAGACCACAACCACCUACCUACCCAAAGACCGCACUCACUACAUGCGUCAGCUCCUCCUCCUACCAUUGAAGGACUACAAAAAAGCUCUUCCUGCCACAUCUUCAAUGACUGCACACAACUAGGACCUUGUAUUUUACAGUGUGCAGCUGCGAAUGGACAGACUCAAUGUGAUAAUCACACACGACUUUUCCUUUUAAAAACAACCACUAAGCCUUAAAUGUUCUGCAGAGGGACAGAUGGAAAUAAAAGGGGGUAUGUAACUGAUAGGAUUUGUUGUGAAAAUUAUCUGUAAUGUGAAUUAGGUUUAUUCCCCAUUAUUGCGUAGUGUCUUGAUUUACGAAUGCAAACUGCCCAUAACUCUUCUCGCCAAACAGAUCGGAAGUGUUUUGAAACUAUUCUUGGCAUGACGGUGAGAGGGUUUUUUAAUGACUGAAAAUGACCAAAGAGUCUCAAUUGGUAUACUUGUGAGUAUAUUUGUAAUUUGUAUUGGAGUGAAUGAAUAUCAAAACUGGAACACAGGGGUUUAAUAUGAAAUCUCCAGGGGCCACCACACUCAAUUUGCGCAGUAGAAAUCAAACUUAGUAAAAUAACAGGAUGAAUAUUGUCAUUGGAACUAGUCUAAUUUGCACUCAGGGAAAAUGUAUGCAAUGACUGUAAAUCACAAAAAAAUGUAAAUGUAUUGUAAAUGCCUCAGAACCUAUUUUUAAACGUGUAAUCCUUUCUGAUCAACAGAUUUAUAUCGCAGACACGUGAAACUGCUUACGGCAUAUCAACGUUUUUAUCCAUGGUUAAUAAAGCUAAAGGCGGACUUCA
Molecule: messenger RNA, 4223 nt
Organism: Anguilla rostrata (American eel)
Lineage: Eukaryota; Metazoa; Chordata; Actinopteri; Anguilliformes; Anguillidae
Product: rho guanine nucleotide exchange factor 26-like
Exons: 17
Coding region: 357-3335 (992 amino acids)
Biological process (GO): activation of GTPase activity
Molecular function (GO): guanyl-nucleotide exchange factor activity; protein binding
Source: RefSeq, a predicted model, not a curated record